ACAACAACAAUGCAUAUUUACACAACACAAGAGAAGAGAAGAAGAACAAGAAGAAGAAUAACCCUCAAACUCCUCUAUUUCACUCUCAGAGAGAUAGAGAGAAAGCGCCACACACAAGUACAUACACCACUUCUGAUAAGAGAGGUGUGUGGAGAAGGAGAGUAAGAAUCAAAAGAAAAGAAAAGAAAAUACGUUUCUAAAGGAAUAAACCUAACAACAGAGAAGAUCUGUGAUUUCUAUCUCUUUUUGUUGUUUGCAGAGGAAAUCGCACACCCACACACGUUCUUCAUCCCUGCACGUGAAUUUGUAUCAUUCGUGGUUUUCAGAGAGGAUUGUGUCUUCCGAGGCAUAGAUCUUGAGGUUGGAGGCAAUCCAAACACUUUGGUAUGGAGACAGAAGAGAGGAACCAGAAGGGGUUCAAGGGUUCGGAGCCAGAGUUUUUCUUGCAGUGGGGGAACAGGAAGCGUCUGAGAUGUGUGAGGGUGAAGGACCCUCGGAUUUCAGCCAGGCUCAACGGUGGAAUCAGAAGGAAACUUGCUUCUGCGGUGGAUCAUCGCUCUGGGGUCACUGUGGCUGAGAAAGAAGCCUCUCAUCAUAAUCAUCACCAUCAUCAACCUAAUCGCCUCACAAGGAAUUCCGACGGGGCGAUUCUCCGGUCCUCGGUCGGCGAUACAAGGAAAUCGGCGUCGCCGGAGAAGGAAGACCGGUACUACACGAUGAGGGGUUCGGCGGAGGAGAACGGCAAGGUCUCCGGCGACGGCAACAACGGCGAGGAACGUGCCCUAGUUUGGCCCAAGCUUUACAUCACUCUCUCCAGCAAGGAGAAAGAAGAGGAUUUUCUCGCCAUGAAGGGUUGCAAGCUUCCUCAGCGACCCAAAAAGAGGGCUAAGAUCAUCCAAAGAAGCCUACUUUUGGUGAGUCCUGGUGCGUGGUUGACUGAUAUGUGCCAAGAGAGAUAUGAAGUUAGGGAGAAGAAAAGUAACAAGAAGAUCUAAAUUCCACAACUUGUGUAUAACACCACACGCCUUAUUUAUUCUCUUCUGGAUGCAGAGACCAAGAGGGUUGAAGGCUAUGGGAAGCAUGGAGAGUGAUUCUGAAUGAUGAUGCAAGAACAAUUGAGUAGAUCGACAAGAGGGGGAAAAGCCCUUUUAAGCUUGAAAUGUUUUGGAGAUGGUGAUGAUGUUUGAAUUGAUGAUGGUGAUUCAAGUUUUUUAUAUUUGUGUUCUCAAGAAAAUUUGGAAGGCUUGUAUGUUGGCCCCCUCAUGUUUUUUUGUAAACAAGUAAGAUUGAUCCGAUCCGAUCCAUUUCAAUUAAUUAAGAAAAUUAUUUCUCACCUUC
Molecule: messenger RNA, 1338 nt
Organism: Cajanus cajan (pigeon pea)
Lineage: Eukaryota; Viridiplantae; Streptophyta; Magnoliopsida; Fabales; Fabaceae
Source: RefSeq, a predicted model, not a curated record